UCGCCCUUUGCCCGCAGGCGCCGCGGCAGGCCCGACCUGCGCCCUAGCCAGGCUGCGAGGCGACGCCCCGUCUGAAGUCAGGCCGAGGGCCUCGAGCCUGGGUGGGACACUCGGUUUCCGAAGAUUAUCUUGAAGAAAACGAAUUGGAAGAAAUAUGAAGUUCCUUAUCUUCAUAUUUGUUGUUGGUCAUCUUUUUUCCUUGGGUUCUGGGAAAGCUAUCUAUAAGAAUGGCAUUUCUCAAAGGACUUUUGAAGAAAUAAAAGAAGAAAUAGCCAGCUAUGGAGAUGUUGCUAAAGCCAUCAUCAACCUCGCAGUUUACGGUAAAUCUCAGAACAGAUCCUAUGAGCGAUUGGCACUUCUGGUUGAUACUGUUGGACCCAGACUAAGUGGUUCCAAGAACCUAGAGAAAGCUAUCCAAAUUAUGUAUCAAAAUCUGCAGGAAAAUGGGCUUGAUAAUGUCCACCUGGAACCAGUCAAAAUACCCCACUGGGAAAGGGGAGAAGAAUCCGCUGUGAUGUUGCAGCCAAGGAUUCACAAGAUGGCUAUUUUAGGUCUUGGCAGCAGCAUUGGAACGCCCCCAGAAGGCAUCACAGCAGAAGUUCUGGUGGUGACCUCUUUCAAUGAACUGCAGCAAAGGGCCCCAGAAGCAAAAGGGAAGAUUGUUGUUUAUAACCAGCCUUAUGUCACCUACGCAGAGACAGUGCAAUACCGUGUCCAGGGAGCAGUGGAGGCUGCCAAGGUGGGGGCUUUGGCAACCCUCAUUCGUUCGGUGGCUUCCUUCUCCAUCUACAGUCCUCACACAGGCAUUCAAGAAUACCAAGAUGGUGUGCCCAAGAUCCCAACAGCCUGUAUUACAGUGGAAGAUGCAGAAAUGAUGUCAAGAAUGGCUUCUCAUGGCCUCAAAAUUGUCAUUCAGCUAAAGAUGGGGGCAAAAACUUACCCAGAUGCCGAUUCCUUCAACACUGUAGCAGAGAUCACUGGAAGCAAGUAUCCAGAGCAGGUUGUACUGGUCAGUGGACAUCUGGACAGCUGGGAUGUUGGGCAGGGUGCCCUGGAUGAUGGCGGUGGAGCCUUUAUAUCAUGGGAAGCACUCUCGCUUAUUAAAGAUCUUGGGUUGCGUCCAAAGAGGACUCUGCGCAUGGUUCUUUGGACUGCAGAGGAACAAGGUGGAAUCGGUGCCUACCAGUAUUAUCAGUUACACAAGGUAAACAUUUCCAACUACAGUCUGGUGAUGGAGUCUGACUCAGGAACCUUCUUACCCACGGGACUGCAAUUCACUGGCAGUACAAAGGCCAGGGUCAUCAUGGAGGAGGUCAUGAAACUGCUACAGCCCCUCAAUAUCACUCAGGUCUUUAGUGGUGGAGAGGGGACAGACAUCAAUUUUUGGAUCCAAGCUGGAGUGCCUGGAGCCAGCAUAUGUGAUGACUUAUACAAAUAUUUCUCCUUCCAUCACACCAAUGGAGACACCAUGACUGCCAUGAAUCCAAAGGAGAUGAAUGUUGCCGCCGCGCUUUGGGCUGUUGUCGCUUUUGUGGUGGCAGACAUGGAAGAAAUGCUGCCCAGGGAAGAUGGCGCAUCUGUCCUUCCUAGUCAGAAAGUUUGAGUCUGCAACUUCAGGAAGUCCCUCUUCAUGUAACAACUUAACCUGCUUCAUUUCACAACCCUUUUUCAUGUUAUCAUCUUUCUUGAUAUUUUCCAAAUUGUCUGUUUCUAAAAUAAGGAGUGAUUCCCACUGCCACAUAGAAUAGGCAUACAAUAGGGAUGAAGGUAGGAGUGUUUACUUAUAUCAUCUUUAAAAAAAUACUGUUUUUACUUUGAAAAGAAACAAUGAAUAAAUCUUUGGAAGACUUCUGGUUUU
Tupaia belangeri chinensis (Chinese tree shrew) is the source of this 1858-nucleotide messenger RNA. RefSeq names its product carboxypeptidase Q (gene CPQ). The transcript has 8 exons. The record is from RefSeq and is a predicted model, not a curated record. Gene Ontology annotation, biological process: thyroid hormone generation; proteolysis; peptide catabolic process. Gene Ontology annotation, molecular function: metallodipeptidase activity. Lineage: Eukaryota; Metazoa; Chordata; Mammalia; Scandentia; Tupaiidae. The coding region runs from base 155 to 1603 and encodes 482 amino acids.